Mesorhabditis spiculigera is the source of this 987-nucleotide messenger RNA. The record is from the annotation of a GenBank genome assembly. NCBI's taxonomy places the organism in Eukaryota, Metazoa, Nematoda, Chromadorea, Rhabditida, Rhabditidae.
AUGGAGCACCGAUUCGCGGCGAUUCGGGUCGAUGACGGCCAUCAGAAUUCCUACCCGUGCAGCACGUGCUCCAAAAAGCAGAACUUCGACAAGCACGACAUCACGAAGCUGUUCAUCUGCGAGAACCAUUUGCAGGCAAAUCGAGCGGCCGAACAACAAGCCUACUGUGGGAAUUGCGCCUGGCAGAACCACAAGAAAUGCAAGACGAAAUCGGUGACGUUGCAGGCGUAUCGGAUAGGCCAAGUCCAGCGCCCCAUCCUUGCCCGCCACGUGCAAGGACUAGACGAUUUGGCGAACACGGCGCACGAUAUCAUCAAGGAAGCGGCAGCUUUCGAAGAGCAAUGCCGCGGCUACGUCCAGAACAUGAACAGCAACCUGGAAGACAUCGACGAGGUGGAGCGCGAGCUCGUCUUUUUUGAGCAGCAGGGCGCCGAGAGGUUGGAGCAGAUUCUGGAGGAGCUGCGGAAGUGCAAGAAUGACCUCCAGAUCCUCCGCGACUCGCUUCACUUCGAGAAAAAGCAUCAAACAAAACAGCCAAAGCCGCAAACUACAAAGAAGAACUUCAAGGGCAGAAAGAACGGACAUCAGCAACAAGUUCGGGCGCCGAGCCGAUCAGGAAAAAACGGAGUGCCCGAGUUCAACGCCCCACAAUUCUUCGUCAACGUCGCCAACGGAACCGACUUUUGCGACGAAUGCUCGCCUGGAUCCCACGCUGAAAGUGAUAACGAACAGCCCGGUGAUCCUGAUGAACCCGACUACGGCCAUGUCCAACAUGCACAACGAGUCCAAGAAGUUACGACUCGAGCUGCGAGCAGCCUGCUUCUCGUGGAACCGGACACAACCGCGCGCGUCCUGCUGAUGCCGAAAAAUAUGCGCGAACCGGCCACGGUAAUCGUCAACUACCGCAGCUCCGUCGACACCGAGACGGGCAGCUACUCGGCCGGGCAACUCGUUCUACGCUACGAUCCGAUACUGUACACAUCAAGA